AUGCCCACUUCAAAGAGUGUGCUCGUCAUUGGAGCCGGCACCUUUGGAUUGUCUACGGCGUAUCACUUGGCCAAGUCCGGGUACUCCCACAUCACAGUCCUCGACAAGAGCGAGUUCUUGCCCUCCAACAUCUCAGCCGGCCAUGACGUGAAUAAAAUCAUCCGCGCCGAGGAUGAGAGCCCCUGGUAUGCCGAUUUGUCUCUCGAGGCUAUGAAGGUCUGGACAGAAGACCCCCUUUUCUCUCCUUACUACCAUCAGGUCGGCUACCUUCUCGCCAAUUCACCCGCAGCCCCCGAGAAGGCCAAAAAGACGCUCGCCAAAUCUCUGAGCAACGUUUCCAAUCGGCCUGCAUGGCAGGGUAAAAUUAAACCAUUGAACACCCGUGCGGAUAUUCGUGCAGUGGCUCCAGCUUUUGAUGGGCCCAUGGAAUGGAAAGGCUACUUCAACAGCUUGGCCGGGUGGGCACAUGCCACGGACUCCAUGCACGCUGUAUAUUCAGCAUGCUGCCUACUUGGUGUCGACUUCAAACUAGGUGUCACUGUCGAGAAGCUGGCAUGGAAAGGUGAGAAGUGCAUCGGGGCAUAUUCCGCUUCCGGUGAGCUAUACUCAGCUGAUGUCACCGUCGUGUCCCUCGGAGCCUCAGUGGCAGCCGUUGUUCCAGAGCUCGCGCCGCAGAUUACCGCAAAGGCCUUUGCCGUUGCUCACAUCCAGUUGACGCCUGCCGAGGCCUUGAGGCUUCGGGGUAUCCCUGUCACCUACGCCAGAGACCUCGGUUUCUUCUUUGAACCAGACCCGAGGACCGGUCUCCUCAAGCUAUGCCCGUCUGGCGCAGGGAUCACCAAUUACAGAAACACCAAGGUGUCUUUGCCUCCUGUUGACAGUAACUACAUUCCAGCCCAUGAUGAGGAAGCCAUGCGAAAACUUCUUCGAGAGACUCUCCCAUGGCUCGCGGACCGGCCUCUCAUCAACAAACACAUGUGCUGGAUCGCGGAUACACGAGAUUCAGCCUACGUGUUCGAUUAUUUGCCAGGCAAGACUGGAGUCGUAGUAGCGACUGGCGAUUCAGGAACCGCAUUCAAGAUGCUUCCAAUCGCUGGAAAGUGGGUGAAGAAGGUGAUUGAAGAUGGGAAGCAGAGCGAAUUGAGAUGGCAGUGGAAGAAUGUGUCUGGGAGCAAUGACGAUGUCAGCUGGCGGGUUGGUAAACCAUAUGACUUGAGCGAAGAACCACGAAUCGUAUCAAAGCUUUAA
Messenger RNA from Clonostachys rhizophaga, 1248 nucleotides. The record is from the annotation of a GenBank genome assembly. NCBI's taxonomy places the organism in Eukaryota, Fungi, Ascomycota, Sordariomycetes, Hypocreales, Bionectriaceae.